AUGCUUCGAUUAUUACUUUCGCCCAAAAUGCCUUUAAAAUCUUGUUUCUUUCUUUUAUACAUAAAUAUUUACUAUUCGUCUAUUUUCUUUUCCAUAUUUGUUUUUUUCUCUUUCUUUGUUUUCGUCUUCGCAUAUUUUACAAAUAAUGAGAUCUCGCCUUUCCCUUCCAAACUUACUUUUUCUAUAUCCUUUCUCUGUAUUUUUCUUUUUGUUUUAUCUCCCGCUUUCUUUCUUUCUUUCUUUCUUUCUUUCUUUCUUUUUUUCUUUUUUUCUUUCUUUCUUUUUUUCUUUCUUUCUUUCUUUCUUUCUUUCUAUAUUUCCACUUUUUUUCCCUUAUUUUCCCUAUCAAGUGGUUUGAUCGAAAAGAAUACGCCCAAUUGUACUGAUAAAUACGAACUGACCAAUAUCUAUCUAUCUAUAUCUAUCUAUCUAUCUAUCUAUCUAUCUGUGUUUCGCCAAUCGCUAUUCAUCGAUCUCUCUAUUUUACUCUUCCUCUGUCUCUUCUUUCUUUCUUUCUUUCUUUCUUUCUUUCUUUCUUUCUUUCUUUUCACAAUUACUCUUCUUUCUUUCUUUCUUUUCACAAUUACUCUUCCUUCUUUUCUUUCUUUCUUUCUUUCUUUCUUCUUUCUUUCUUUCUUUCUUUUCACAAUUACUCUUUUUUCUUUCUUUCUUUAUUUCUUUUCACAAUUACUCUUCUUUCUUUCUUUCUGUCUUUUCAAAAUUACUCUUCUUUCUUUCUUUCUUUCUUUCUUUCUUUCUUUCUUUCUUUCUUUCUCAGGAUAUUACAAAGAGAUAAGAUACGAACAGCCUGAAAUAGACAAGACGAAAUGCUGUUGCUGCAAUGUUUCUUUUGUUUCGGCAAAUCAAAGAGGCAGAAGCCCUUCUUUUCGCUUCCUCAAUCUUAUUCAUUUGAAAGCGGACAGCCGGUGGCGUAACCGAAUCAGCCGCUUAUCCACUGGUUGCGGGGAAGCUGGCUCUUUCAUUCUCAGAUCUAUCUAUCUAUCUAUCUAUCUAUCUAUCUAUCUAUCUAUCUAUCUAUCUGGAGAGGAAGAUAAAAGGAUAAAUAGAUUCUCUAUUUAUCUAUUUAACUCUUUUUGA
Messenger RNA from Acanthosepion pharaonis, 1098 nucleotides. The record is from the annotation of a GenBank genome assembly. NCBI's taxonomy places the organism in Eukaryota, Metazoa, Mollusca, Cephalopoda, Sepiida, Sepiidae.